CUUCCCGUGUCCUUCGGCGGCAGCGGGAGCCGGGAAGCCUGUCUGUGGUGGAUUGGGGUGCUGCGGGUGCUACCCUGUGUGGCCUCUGCUUGACAGGGAGAUGCCGCUGGAGGAUGGGGACCCGGCGAGGCAGAGGGGACAGCGGGCCAACGGUGAGGUCAGCGGUACCCCCCAGCUCAGGGGGACAGGGGACCCCCCGCCCCGGGGCACGCCAGCUCCCUACGGCAGCAGGACGGAGGUGAUGGCAGAGUGCUGGGACCCAGAGCCAGCGCUGGGUGACGGGGAUGUCAACCCUGGGGGGACCUCGCAGCGAGCGGGGCAGGAGCUGGGGAGGUGCGAGGAAGCCCUGAUGGCCGAACUCUCGGAGCUGGUGCAGAAGGUGGUGAAGAGCAGCAGCUGGUGGGAGCGGCACGGCGUGGACAACAGCAUCCUAGCCUGCAGCUUCCUCCUGCUCCCAGCAGGAUUCCUGUGCUUGCGGUCAGCCCAGGCCAUCCCUUUCCUGGUGGGUGUCCUCACCCUCGGCGUGGUGCAUCACACCUUGACCGUGAAGGGCAGCCAUCUGGCCAGCCACAAUGCCUUGACCGAGUCCAAGUCCUGGGGUAAAGUGUGGGCCGUCUUCUUCAUCGAGCUCUGCUCAGCUUUCACAGCUGAGCAGGCCACCUACAACCACGUGAAGAUACACCAUGGCUACACCAAUGUCAUCGGCCUGGGGGACUCCAGCACCUGGAAGCUUCCUUUCCUGAACCGCUAUGUCUACAUGUUCAUCGCGCCUCUCGCGGUGCCCAUCAUAACCCCUCUGGUUGCUCUUGAUUUAUUGAGGAACGUGGAGUGGAAAGCAGCUCUCCGGACCCUCUGCUGCAUGUUUUUGGGUCUUUACUGCCAUUACUGGCUGCUGCUCCACGUCUCAGGCUUCCAGUCGCCGUGGUCCGCCCUACUCUGCAUGCUGCUCACACGCUCCCUCCUGGCGCAUCCCUACAUCCAUGUCAACAUAUUCCAGCACAUCGGCCUCCCUAUGUUUGCGGCCGAUCGGAAACCCAAGCGGAUCCAUCUCAUGAGCCUGGGCGUCCUCAACCUGCCCCGCAACGCCCUGCUUGACUGGUCCUUUGGCCACUCACUCAUCAGCUGCCACGUGGAGCAUCACCUCUUCCCCAGCCUCUCUGACAACAUGUGCCUGAAGAUCAAACCCAUCGUCUCCCAGUACCUGAAGCAGAAGAAGCUGCCGUACAACGAGGACACCUACACCUCCAGGCUCCAGCUCUUCCUGAAGAGAUACGAGGAGCUGAUGGUCCACGCUCCCUCCAUAACGGAGCUGGUGGGCAUCCAGUGAGGACAGGGCCCCAGGACUUGGGGGGCUGCUUCCCGUGGGGACUUGUGGCAGGGAUGGUUUUAGCAGGAUCGGGGCUACACAGACACAUGCCUCCAUAAAGCCAUCGCGUAGGAAACAUCUCUCCCCGAUGUCUUGCUUUUGGCUAGAUAAUGAUGCACGGAGCCACCGCGGGAGGAGAGCCGGGCAGUGCAAUGCCAGGGAUGGAAAAGGGCGGUCCCCCCCAAAUUAUUUCCAGCCAGGGCUUAGUUUUAUCCACUCUGCUUUCACGCUUGGGGAGAGAAAACCCUCAUCUGCUGGCUGGAGCCUCCUGGCAGCAGGACCAGGGGAGAUGCUGCUGGGGACGUGGCACCAUCUCCGGGGCUUCCGGAGCCGGUUCCCGGCUGAGAACCGCUGGGGUCUGUAGGAUGGAGUUGCAGAUGUGUGGUCGGGGGCUCAGGGAAGGGGUGGA
Gavia stellata (red-throated loon) is the source of this 1775-nucleotide messenger RNA. It is a transcript of the gene FADS6, whose product is annotated as fatty acid desaturase 6. Gene Ontology annotation, biological process: lipid metabolic process. The transcript has 6 exons. Gene Ontology annotation, cellular component: membrane. Gene Ontology annotation, molecular function: oxidoreductase activity, acting on paired donors, with oxidation of a pair of donors resulting in the reduction of molecular oxygen to two molecules of water. The record is from RefSeq and is a predicted model, not a curated record. Lineage: Eukaryota; Metazoa; Chordata; Aves; Gaviiformes; Gaviidae. Bases 101 to 1327 code for a protein of 408 amino acids.